AUGCCUAGCGGUGACCUGCUGUGUCGCAAGUGUCACAGCGGAACCGCAGUGGAGGGCGACUCUUGGUGCGCUUUCUGCUCGUGCACGCAGGUGCUGAGCGAUUGCGCCAAGAAUCGCUUCCACUCGCUGGCACACCGGGCUCUGUGCGAAGAGCUGGUACGCCAGACAGCUCGGCAGGCUCAGGCUGUGGUGAAGCUUGACCGCCAAGUCAGGGGCGAGAUCUGUUCGCUCACUGACCGCCUGAGGAACGCGAAAGACCGCCUCGGGGAGAUCACCAACCAGGUGGAGAAGUCAGCCAGCGCGAAGUCGAAGGCGGACGCACGGGACAGAGCACCGUCGGUAAAGCGAGAGGAGGACAAGGAACGGGACCGAGACAGACGGCGAGAAGGUGAAGAGCGGGUUGACUACGGGUCCGAAAGCAGUGAAGAGGAGACAGGUGAGGAAGAUCGCGACCAGGCCGUGCGUGCCGAGGGCGACGCUGGUCCGGUAGCCGCCCCUGCGGGUAGUGGAAAGGAGGCGCCGCGGUCGCCUUCGCGGCCUCCUGCACACCCGGCAGAACGGGACGAGCGGGAGCGAUCCAGGAGUCGACAUCACGAGGACAAAAAGAAGAAGAAGAACAAAAGGAAUCGCCGAGGAGGAGCGAAACACCAACAGAAGCAUCGGGGCUUGUACCAACCCGACAAGUCGUUCCACCACAAUCAGUCGUUGGAACCCCUUGACUUGGGCAGUCGCCCUCGUCGAAAUGGGGAGGGAGGCCCGGAAGCGGAAGGCUUCUUCCCUCCGAGCCCUCCCGAAGGGUUCGGAAGAGAAGAUCCGGCUUUGGGAGAGCCUGGACUCGCCAUUAUGGUAGAUGCUCUGAGAGACUCCCAAUUCUGGAAAGACUGCCCGGUAGAGCUGGGAAGCGUUCUAGAGCUCCCGAUGCUGCGGCGCAAUGGGGAGGAAGAACAGAAAGGCCUGGUGUGUGUCUACGUGGCCGACGUAUACCGGGCGGAAACUGGCCUGUAUCUGGGGGUCAAGAUGCUUGGGGCCGAUGCCCAAUGGUGCCGUCUGGAGGGGGUGAAAAUGUUCUCGCGGGAGCGCCGCCGCGUCCACGUUUGCCGCAUGGGGCCGGUCGCCUGCGAGGACGCCAACCCCAAGCUCUGGCACAUCCAAGACUUUGCAGUCUUUCCCCCAGGGUCACAUCCCCCGAAGUACGUAGAGAGGGUCAAGUUGAAAGAGUGGAGGAAGCUGUACGCCGCCACCAUGGAGGAGAGGACACGAGAGGACCCAGCAAAACGAGCGGCCGAUCCGGAGCGGGGAGAAGAAGGAGGAGCUCUCGAUCAAGUAGCUGCACUGAGGAAGCGACUGCAAGCCAGGCAUGGGACUCCCCCUGCGGGCGCUGGCCAGGAAGCCGGGCAGCCCAAAGAGGGGGACCUUCUGAGUCCUCUGCAAGCGGUUGCGACAGCCUCUCAUCGGCGUGUGGCAGCCCUCGAAAACGGCGGGGACGAAAGAGAGCCCGAACCCGUCAAGGAAGACAGGCGGAGGGCACGGGAGCCUUCCAUGAAAGCAGCGCUGGCAGAUGCCGUGGCGCAGCGGAAUCAGAGGAGGACCCGAUCUCGGUCUCCUCAUCGCCGCAGGAGGGACUCGAGGAGCCCAUCGCGGAAGAAGAAGAAGAAAAAGAAGAGAGGACGCCGGCGACGAGACAGCCGCGACUCCCGAAGCGGAUCAUCCGAAGGAAGCUCCACCAGCUCCAGCUUACUGCCACCUCUUCAGAAGAAGGCAGCCAAGAAUCCGGGCUCAGUCCUGAGGCUGCUGCUGUCGUCGGUGGGAGAGGCGCUGGCGGAUGCCGCCGUGCGCGGAGACGAGGUGAAUCCCCUGCUGGACCGGUCCGGCAAAAUGAUGGCUUACUUCCAGAUUGUGGCCAAACCGCAACUACCCGGGAAGGUCCGGGACCUGCGGGAGCUAGAGACGCUGGGCUGUUGCAUCGACCUGCUGGCCCGUGGCGCUCUGCCCGAACUGGGCGAUGCUCUAGCAGGGAGGUUCCUUGCGGUGGAGUCAGCCGGUUUGACGAACAACUGGCAAGAUGCCCAACAUCUGGAAGUCAUUCCGGUUCGGCAUGCAGGAUUGGCGCCCCCGGCAAUCAUGCUGAGAGCCCAGAAGCACACCAGGACCAUCGAAAAAGCAACAGGGCAAAGAGGCUGGGCUCGCUGGGGAGGAUCUUGGACCCCGCGCGAAAGCCCUGGCCCCAAGAUGGACGAGAAAGGAGGGGCCAAAGGGAAAGGAGACGGAGCCGGUCGGGGCAAAGGAGGCCGGAAAGGCAAGGGAGCCUGGCAAAUGAGCGGUCCUGGCGGGGCCUCCGCCGCUGGCGAGACGCAUGUCGCGCCGUCGGUGGCGGAAGUUCCGGGUGAGGGGUCGUGCGCAUCGUGCGCUGAUCCUUCGGCACCGGAGGCCUGGCCAGAUGGACUGCUACAGGAGAUGCUGGGAGCGCGCCUGGCCCCCGCCGUCGGUCGAGGUGGGCCGGGUGAGUGCUCAGAAUUCGAUGGCGGCGUAACGCUCGACCCGUACGUCGAGAGCUACGCCGAAGUCCCACCAACUAGGGACCUUUGCGCUGGUGUGGCCGCAACAGGUCGCACCGCGCGCACUUUUCCCAAUGCGGAAUGGGCAGAUUUUGAAUGCCCCCGCAUUCUAGGCCGCGCCCUGGCAAUGGGAGUCAGACAAGGGAGCUUGCCAAGGGGAAUGGAACUUCUGUUUCAUGAGGUCAAGCAUACCGCAUCUCAAGAUGCUUUUGGGCGAGCUCCUGCGCUGUUCCCGUUGCCGGUAGACUUUAGUCUGGAAGGGUUGACAGGAGAAGCCUGUGACAACUCUGUGGGCGCCUGGCUGACGCUAGUGUGCCAUGGACUGAAUGUUCUAUCCGGCUGCAAAAAGAAGCCGCCGCGCCAGCGGACGGGACGGCAAGUUACUGAGGUGUUGAAGGUUUUGGAAGAUAGGGUUGGUCGGUUCCUUGCGUUGUUUACCCCUGUUGUGUUGGACCCCCGUGAAGUUUGGCUGGAUGUUCUAAGUAAAAGGAUCUCCUAUGACGGGGAGGAAUUCGUGGAGCCAGUGGCAAUAACUCACGAGCAGAUCUAUGCCAGCUUGCCUCCAAUGGGUCAUGGGGGGUCGGUUGAACUCGCUCCUCUUUUGGUAGGCCGUGCGGAGUACCUGAUCCAGCGCCCGGAGGAGCUGUUGCUGGACCCGGAGUUGAAAGAAGAUGGACCGAACGCCGCCCGUGUGCAUAUCGCGCUGGGCGAGGCGAUGAAGGUCUGGCAGCUGCUGGAAGAGCGGGGCAUCAUCGAAUGGAUCGACUUGGAGGAGGUCUAUGCGGACGAAGGUGGUCCAUACCUGGCAGGGAUGUUUGGGGUUCCCAAAGCUGGCAAGUUCACGCCGUGCGGGGAACCCCUCCUGCGGGUUAUCAUGAACUUGAAGCCCAUUAAUAGGGCCCUGGACAUUGUCAAAGGAGACAUUGGAGAACUGCCGAUGGCGACAACAUGGAACCAGCUGAUGUUGGAUGAAAAUGAAACUAUCCACAUUAGCCAGGCUGACAUGAGCAGUGCUUUCUACUUGUUCAGCCUGCCUUCACAAUGGAGGCGGUUCAUGGCGUUUAACGCCCCGACGCGCGGGUCCGCGCUGGGGCGUGACGCAGGCAAGGUGUACGUGCCCGCCUGCAAAGUGUUACCGAUGGGGUGGAGCUCAUCCGUAGGCUUGAUGCAGAUGGCAUCAAGGCAGUUAGUCCAACGUUGCCAUACCUGGGGGGCCGAUGAACUCAAGCGCCAGGCGCUGGCCCCCAGGUGGUUUGUGGACACAGUGGCCCGGGCAGGGCCCCGCCUAUUCUGGCAGGUAUACCUGGAUAAUUUCAUGGCGGGCGAAGUCAGCCUGAAGGGGCUGCCGGAUUCUGCAUCUGGUGAACUUCACCGUGACGCAGUCGCAGCUUGGACGCAAGAAGGGGUGCUCUGUGCCGAAGACAAGCACGUUUUGAGCGCUCAGGAUGCCACUGAAUUAGGAGUCCACUUGAAUGGUGAGCAAGGAUUGGUCGGAGCAGGGCCACAGCGCCUCCACCGUUUGCUGGUGGCUACCCUCAUGCUGCUGGGAGAAAGGCUGCCGAAAGUUAAGUGGGUGCAGAUUGUCCUUGGCCGUUGGGUGUUUGCUCUCCAGUUCAGGCGGCCCGCCAUGGCGAUCCUCAGCCAAAGCUGGAACUACGGGCGCAAGGGCCAAGACAGGGCCGGCUAUUCACCGGUGGUCACGUGCUCUGACGCUUCCCACUUCGGCGGGGCAGUUGGUUCCGCCGUGUCGCUGACAAGCGCUGGCGGGCAACUGACCAGGGUGCUGCAGGAUCGCACCCUCGAAGCCCAAGAAGUGGAACUGUUGGUUGUCUCCGCCUUCAACGGCAUUGGCGGUGCGUUCCGUGGCUAUGACUUGGCCGGUCUUAAACCGCGGGGGCUCAUUGCUAUUGAGUGGAGCAAGUCGGCCCAGCGGGUGACCCGGAAAGCAUGGCCCCGCGUCAUUGAAAUUGGGGACAUCAACAACGUGACUAAAAGCACGGUCCGGGCCUGGAGUAACCAGUUUCCCCGGAUAACUCAUGUACACCUGGUUGGAGGGUUCCCAUGCGUGCACCUUUCGGCUGUCCGAGCUGGACGGGAAAAUCUACAGGGCGAAGGAUCAAAGCUGUUCUGGAAUCUGGUAGCCCUGUUAGGCUGGCUCCGGGAGGUAUUUGGAGCUACAGCACAGGUGGACUUUGUCAUCGAGAACGUCCUGUCCAUGGACACAUCAGCACGCCGAGAAAUCUCGCAGGUGUUGGGCGUUGAGCCGUAUGCGCUCUGCCCCUCGGACCUAUUACCCUACAACCGGCCCCGCUUGGCCUGGGUGAGCAUACAAUUGAAAGAGGGGCCCGGGAUCCGCUUUGAGCGUCAGGUCGGCUUCAUCCGAGUCUGGAUGACGGGAGUGGGACUCUCUGACGAGCAGUGGAUCACGCCUGGUUGGGCUCGUUUCGAACAGGAAGGCAAACUGCCGACCUUCAUGAAGGCCAUACCGCGCCGGAGGCCGCCUGAACGGCCUGCUGGUUUGGCCCGGUGCGAUAGCACCACCAUCGAACGGUGGACCAGUGACCUGUUCCGCUUCCCUCCAUAUCAAUACAAAUUGGACAACAUGCUGGAGGACGAGGAAGGACAGCUGAGAUACUGCAAUGCUGAAGAGCGGUGCCUACUACUGGGUUUUGGUUUCGGCCACACUCGUUUUGCCAUGUCCGCCAGUCAGGCAAAAGGGCAUGAGCAGGAGUUGGAGGAUGUGGAGCUGUCAAUGUGUGGAGACUCCUUCUCCAUGCUCUCCUUUGGCUGGGUUAUCAGCCAGCUGUGCGUACAAUGGGUUCGACCGCGGACACCUACAGAGCUUGUUCAACGCUUUGGGCUGGCGCCUGGCUGCUCUUUGCGAGCGGAUGUCGCCGUGCCUUUGCGGCGUCAACUUUCCUAUGGGCCGCAUCCCACCCAUGAGGUUGGGUUGGAGGAGCUGACGGCACAGCUGUCCAGGCCCCCCAUAAAAAAGGGGAAGUCGCUGGCUGAAAGGCAAGCCGCGCGACGGGGCCUCUCGCUGCGGGCCGUAGGCAUCAGCGUCAAAACUGAAAGGCGUUACUCCAGUGCCAUCAGUUCGCUUUUGCCGGCCCUCGAGGCUGCAGACUCUAUGGAAGAGCUGGACCCACUUUGCGAAGAGUGGAUUGAAGCAGCAUGGGUCAGCGGAACCCCUUUAGGCUUAAUUGGGGAUGCGCUGUGCGGCAUCCACUUCUUCUGGCCGCAGGUGAAGGGACACCUCCGCGGAGCGUGGCGGCUGUAUAAAAAUUGGAGAAAAAUUGAAAUCCCCCAGCGCGCCCCGCCGCUGCCUCGGGUGGUAUGCCGUGCGCUUGUUGGCCUUUUCCUGGAGUGGGAGGAGGCAGCGCUGGCGUUCCUCGUGGCGCUGGGGUUUCAUACAUACCUCCGCACCGGGGAAAUGCUAAAACUGCAGGUGCAAGACGUAUUACUGACUCCAGACCAUGGCGUGGUGUCCAUCAAAGGGAGCAAGACAGGGCUCCGUUUCAAUGUCGAUGAGGCCGUGGCCAUCAAUGACCGUGCUUUACACCAGCUCUGGGAGCUAUGCCACCUCGAGCGGCGACUGGAACCGAGGUCACCCAUUUGGCCUUAUGGUGCUGCCCGUUUCAGGCGCCUUUUUUAUCAAGGGUUAGAAGCACUUCAGCUUACUCCCCUGGGGUUUCAACCUUACUCCAUCAGGAGAGGAGGUGCUACCCACAGUUAUCAAGUGCAGCAAUCGCUGGAGAGCAUACUUCUCCGUGGCAGAUGGCGGGCACUGAGUGUGGCCCGCCUCUACAUCGAGGCCGGCCUGGCUGAAAUGUCUCAGGUCCGGUUCACCGCCAAGUCAAAGGCCCUCCUCACCACCUACUCUUGUGGUCUCCCCCCCCAUUUGCUUCCUUAA
This is a messenger RNA of Cladocopium goreaui, 6468 nucleotides long. NCBI's taxonomy places the organism in Eukaryota, Dinophyceae, Suessiales, Symbiodiniaceae. The record is from the annotation of a GenBank genome assembly.